Molecule: messenger RNA, 4078 nt
Organism: Cryptotermes secundus
Lineage: Eukaryota; Metazoa; Arthropoda; Insecta; Blattodea; Kalotermitidae
Product: protein bric-a-brac 2
Exons: 5
Coding region: 138-1304 (388 amino acids)
Biological process (GO): regulation of transcription by RNA polymerase II
Cellular component (GO): nucleus
Molecular function (GO): DNA binding; protein binding
Source: RefSeq, a predicted model, not a curated record
UUGAGGCAGCAGUGUUCGGUCAGUUUGGGAGAGACAGUGUUGAAUGUUGUAUUGAUUUAUAGUUCUUUGCCGAUAUUUAUUCUAAUGUUUACAUCAUUGAAUAUAUUUAGGAAAGAGAGAUUUAACUGAGAGGAAAGAUGCUGGCAUCAUCACAGCAGUUUUGUGUCAAGUGGAACAGUUACAGCUCAAACCUACAGAAUGUGUUUCCACGACUUUUAACCAGUGAACAUUUUGUGGAUAUAACAUUGGCAUGUGAGGGUCAGAUGAUUAAAUGUCAUAAAGUGGUAUUAUCAGCAUGCAGCACAUAUUUUGAGAAUCUCCUAGUUCAUAACCCAUGUCAACAUCCGAUAAUCUUUAUGAAAGACAUGAAACAUUGGGAAGUUCAGGCUCUUGUGGAUUUCAUGUACAAGGGGGAAGUGAAUGUGAGUCAGGAAGAGUUGAACUCUCUGCUUGUGGCUGCAGAAGCAUUGCAAAUCCGUGGUUUAUGUGGUUCGGAUCAGUCAAGUACAGGAAAACAACAAAACUUGCCGAGGCAGCAGGUGGAUGAGAUCAGGCUUCCAGCUGUUUCUUUACCCCAUGAUACUGUUUUGUCAGGCAGAGAAACUCCCCCCUUUAAACGUAGAAGAAACGUGGCAGAGGAUCAAGAGCAGACAUCUAAUAAAGUUGUGAAGAACAACAGAACUUCCCCUGGUCCCACCUCUUCCUCCACAAUGGAAGUUAACUCUUUGCCAGUUACUACUGCACCAUCCAGCUGUAACACUUCUUCUGAGACUGACACAUAUUCUGACCAUGUAGAGAAUAAGAAGGCUGUAAAACAGGAACUGGAUUUAUAUCAUUCUUACCUUGAAGGAGAAAUAGAGGCAGAUGGUGCAGAUGAAGACUACAGCCUUGAACAUCAGGAUGAUUCUGACAGCAAUAAUCGGGAAGAUGCUCUUCCUACAUCACCAUUGGACCAGCCUGGCCCCUCUGGAUUGGUGUCGAAUCAAGGAAUUGCAACCUCGGACAAAGCUACUACAGGUAUGGGACUGUCAGUACCGGUGCACACGAAUCUUCUCUCAGAUCAGUUCAGAAUCCAAACCCCACGUUCUUAUUCAUUCUCAAGUCUCUGGCAGGCUCUCAUGGAUGUAAAGAAGGGAGAGAGUAUCUACAGUUCUGCCAAGGUACAUGGAAUCCCUCGCAAGACUCUCCGAAACUGGAUGGCACGAUGGAAUAUCAAGAGCUCACACCCAAUGCCAAAACAAUUGAAAGUUUGCCCAGCGAAUCAGAAAGGGGCCAAGAGAAUAAAACCAGCAGUGGUGCUGUAAGAAUCUGCAACAUUGAACCGGAGAUAAUGAAAUUUUAUGAACACAUUAUGAUGAAGGUAAUUGGCUCCUAGAUGCAAGUGCGUAAAACUUGAUUGUGUUGCGUGACUUACUUUUUGGUUUAUCUCCAUUUUAUUAUGUCACAUUCAAGACUUGUGAAGAAGAUAAAGUUGGUGUUUACUGCAUGUUGUAUGUGUGUAUGUGAUAUGAUGCUGCCUGUACCAGUGGCUAUAAUGUGUAUGUAUCAUCUCAUCCUUACGUUCUCAUUGUGAGGGUGACGUGUCCUGUUUGUUAUCAUCUAAUAAUGUCUGCACUACAAGGGCCUUGGACUUGACAGAUUCUUUGCCUUGACAUUCAAUUCAAAAAAGAACAUGAAAUUUUGAGCUUGGAAUAUCAGGAGUGUGUAUAGGUCAGGUUCAUUUAAAUUAGCAGCAAGAAAAUUGGCAAACUAUAAUUCAGAUAUGGUGGGUGAUGAGGAGGUCAAAUGAGACAAGGGUGACAUUGAGCGAGAAGACAUUUAUACAUUUUACUGUGGGAAAGGAAAUGGUAAUUGCCACUUGUACAGAGUUUUAAACAAAUGUGUGCUGCAUUAUGAGAAUACUCAUAGAGUUUGUAAGUGAUAAUGUUGUGUAUAAUACAGGGUAUUUCUGAAAGGACACACCAGUUUUAAUUACAUAAAAUUACCUGACUGGAAAGCAAACAUCACUGUAUUUUGUGUCUCUGAGUUCAGUAGUCUUGGGAGAUUGAUUGUCAUGUAAACACAUUUUUAGUUUAUGCACUAUUGGUGUCUGUAGCCAUCUGCAGCUGUAUUCUGAAAUUUCACACAACUGCAGCUGGAGUGCCUUCAUUGACCCUGAUCAGUGCCACAGAAAUUCCUCAUUUCAAUUUUUAGAUUGUGUUUGUGUGUGGAUUGUUUAUGUAAACUGUAUCUUUCAGAAAAUAAAUAUUCAAAUGGGUUAAGAUCUGAAGCAUAUGGUGGCCAUGACUACUUGUAUCCAAACUGCUCAGGAAAAUUAGUAGACUGUGUUAUCAAAAUGCUCAUUAAACAUAUUCAACACUACAUUCACAAUGUGUGACUGGGCCCCAUCCUGUUGAAAAAAUAUUUCUCCAAAAUUGACACCUGUUCCUUUUAGAAAGGAUGAAAUUCUUGGAGGACAUGGAUAUAACAAUCAGCAGUCACACUAGGACAGCACAUUCUCCCAAGACACAAAAUACACUGAUGCUUAAAUUUUAGUUAGUUAAUUAUGUGCAAUUGAAACUGGAGCAUCUAUUCAGAAAGACCCUAUAGCAAGAGGUCAUUGGUGUGACAUUGUUCUGAAUGGUAAUGCCUUGACUACGUGUAAAAGUUAUACAAAGAAUAUCUUUCACAAGGAAUAAGAAUGUGUGUUUGAGCAAUUUCCACAUACUACAUCAAAAUUUUAUAAGUACAUAUAUGUGCAACAUUAUAGGAGAGAAGAUACUUUUAAACAAAGUAUUUGAAAUCACAGUUUCAGAUAAAGUAGAUAUGAUAAUGGUGUUAGAAGACUAAAUGUCACCACUUCAGAAAAUCUGCUACAGAAGAAUAUAGUGUUCCCCGUAUCAUUACAUAACUGAUACACUUGGACCUCGGAAGACAUACAAUCGGGUUGAAAAUAUUUUGAUAGGUAUAAGAUGGCACCCAAGAUUAAUUGACAUGAUCAUUUAGAGGAGCUGACUCUGAUGUUGACCAUUGACUUAUAUUUGCAAAUGUUAGAGAGAGACUUCCAAUAAAUAUGUGAGCAAAUCAGAAGUUUAAUUUGCAAAAGCGCAGUCCCAAGAAGUGAUAAAUUAUGCGGCAGUUAGUGAGCUGAGAUCGAAAGACAAUUGAACCUUAAAGUUUAUGAUGAUGGUGAUGACGAACUGUGCCACGUGCGAAAAUUGAAGGAAAAUAUGAAUAUCAGUACUGCUAGGAGAAGGGGGGAUAUCACAACUUAAUCAAUAAAGGUUAUUACAACUUAAAACAGAAUACUCCAUGGUUAGAUGAAGUGUGCUCAAAACUUUGUCGUUGGAAGCAGACUAAAUUGUGAUGGAGAUAAUGUAAGCAAUAUAAGAUGUGAAGCUAGCAGAACAUUCAGGAACAAAGAAAAAGGGAACACAUUAAAAGCAAUAGUAAUAAACUUAAAAUAGACAGUAAGUACAAAAAUAUUAGAUAGUGAAUAGAGACAGAUUGGUUUUAGGCAGGUUAUCAACAGAGAUUUAACUUGUAAAAGAUAAGAAUGAUGAUAUACUUGUAGUUUUUUACAACAGUUUAAUGUUAUUAAAUGUGGUGGUAAUGAUCUUGGACAGAUUUAAAAGCAUAAGCUGAACCAGAUUUUAUUGAAGUUGAAAUUGCUGUUGAAAAGUUGAGAAGAAAUAAUUUGCCAGGCAUUGAUUAGAAUCUAGCAGAAUUUAAUGCAGCAGGAAAUCCACUGAGUUAUUUAUUAUAUUUGGAAUAACAAAGAAAUGCCAUAGUAGUGGAAGGACUGUGUUAUUUUACCUAUAUUUGUCUCUGAAUAAAGUACUGGUAUACUAAAAUAUUGUAUUUUUACACCAGUAUAGAAAUAUGCUGUUACACAGACUUGAGUUCAAGAUGUUCUUUGAAAUUAUAUCUCUUGUAUUGUCUCUGCAGAUUUUCAAACAUUCCCUGGAUUGUAUUUCAUUUUAUCGCCCCCAAAACUGGGCACAUUUUCUUUCAACUGGACAAUGUUUUAAGAAACAGAUCCAGUAUACUCCUUUGUUUAUAAUGUUGUAUUUUAGCAUCCUGUUGCACUGAUUCUCAU